Molecule: messenger RNA, 2203 nt
Organism: Linum trigynum
Lineage: Eukaryota; Viridiplantae; Streptophyta; Magnoliopsida; Malpighiales; Linaceae
Source: the annotation of a GenBank genome assembly
GUCAGCAUAUCCGUCACGAUACGUAACGGCAAGCGCUAAAUGGCACUUUCCCAUGACGGGCUGGCAAUCCAUGUCAGCAAACGUGCUGAGUCAUUUCCACAUCAAACCCUGGGCCCACGAAGAUGCAAAAAACACAAGCUGAUCGUCCGACUUCUCGUCUCCCUGCUCUCUAUUCAAACAGAAAUUCAGAAACUAAAAAAGCAAGGUCGGCUGAGAAAGACGGCAGAGAGAAGAAACAGAUUCAGCGAAGACAAUAUUGAGAAGAUUGGCGGCGGUCGAUUUAGAAAGACGGCGGACAGAAGAAAGGUAAACAAAAAAUUUCCGGUUGCCAUUGUUUCUGGUAACUGAAUAAGACCCCUGCAGCAUGCCAUUCUUUCUUUCUUCCUCUAACUUCAGAUUAUGUUUGUUGUUCGACUUGUUCUUAGGGAUUUAGAACGAGAGGCUGAAGGAUAUAGUUUGUUGAUGGCUUAAAAUAGGUGAGUGAAUAAAGAGAUUUUUACCUGAUCAUGUGAUGCUCUGUUCGUGAGUUAAAUUCUGAGUUUGUUCCUGUUUGGUGAAUAUUUAAGUUUUCUAUUGUUUGAACUUUCAAUUUAUUAUUGUAACAGAUUAUAGCACUGCAAGCUGCUGUUUCCUUCUGUUUUAGUUUGAAAAAUGAGUCCAACGAUCAGGGAAGUAGGAGACAGUGAGCUCAUUCCGACAUAUGGAGUCAAUGAUGACAAUUUCACAAUCGAGCUCCAUUAUAAAGGAGAAAUGGUGUAUAUAGUCGACAAAGACCUAUGUUAUUUCGGCGGUGAACUGAAAUAUUUGGAUUGGAUUGAUCCAGAUUGUUUAUCUUUGAUGGAGCUGGAUGGAUAUCUUGUAGAUUUCGGUUAUAUUGAAAGUGUCAGAUUGAUGGAGGAAUAUAGGACAGUUCAUGGUUGGACAUAUUAUUGGAGAAUUCCAGGUGAGCAGCUAAAGGAAGGGUUACAUGAACUGACCUGUGACAAGGACAUUCUAGAUAUGGCUACCAAGGUUAUUCAAGAUACCAAAUUUGUGGAGGUGUACCUAAUCAAUAAAGAAGAACUAAGUAAAGCUAGACUAGAAGCAGAUGGAGAAGAAAAUGACAGAGAAAGUGACCAAGACAUUCUGCAGAUCAACAUGACCAAUGAAAGAGAAGGUUGCAGAAUGGGAACAAGUGAGAAUGAUCAGGGACCAAGUUUAUAUGAUAAGGAUGAAUCAAAUUUGAUUCAUGUUGAUGGCAGGCUAUAUAAUGAAAGCAGGGAGACUGAUAUGGAUUGGCAAAUUAAUGUUUGGGAGACUGGCAGAGAAGGUGACACUAGGAAAUCAAAUGAGAUUCAUGUUGAUGGCAGGCUAGAUAGUGAUCAAGAACCAGGUUUGAAUGAUAAUGAUGAAUGUAGUGAUCAGGAACCAGGUUUUGAUAAUAAUGGUGAUGGUGACAACCAUCACAUUUUUAUUGAUGAUGCGUUUGAUGGAGAUACUGAGGAUGUCGUGUAUGAUUCAGAUUAUCUGGGCAGUGUCCACUCGGAUGAUGAAGCACAAAGAGUACCAAAUCGUUCAAGAUAUCCUGAGUUCAACCCAGAGAAAGACAUGAGUGAUCCUCAAUUCUGUCUACACCAAGUGUUCAGGGAUUUUGACACAUUUAAGGAUGCCAUCAAAAAUUACUCCAUCAACAGCAAACAGCCUCUCAAGUUCCAACAUAGUGACAAGAAAAGAGUUCAGGUUGUUUGUCAAACAGGAUGCCCUUGGAACAUAUGGGUAGCUCCAACAGACGACGGAAAGGCUGUUCAAAUAAGGUCAUGUUUUCUGCAGCAUGAAGGUUGUAUCAUGGUGUUCAAGGACAAGGGCAAGGGCAGCCAAGCAAGCUUCCUGUUGUACCAAGACCACGUCCCAAUGCAGAAAAUGGAGGAAAAGAGUCAAAGGGGAAGGAGAAUAUGUGAUGCAGCAAUCUUAUUGUUUUUCUGGUUUAUUGUGGUCCAGCAACUUACCAUGUGUGAGCUGGUUUUUUUGGUUUAUGGUAGACCAGCAACUUACCAUCUGUUAUAUGGUUCAUUGUAAGCUGGUUUUUUGGUGACUGCAGUCCAGCAACUAAUACAUGCUAAGCUGGUUUUUUUGUUUGACUGUUGUCCAGCACCUCGAACUUAAUGAGAUUCAUGAGCUGGUUUUUUUGUUAUAUGUUUCAAUCGCAUAAACUGUAUUGUUGUCU